Molecule: messenger RNA, 612 nt
Organism: Drepanopeziza brunnea f. sp. 'multigermtubi' MB_m1
Lineage: Eukaryota; Fungi; Ascomycota; Leotiomycetes; Helotiales; Drepanopezizaceae
Biological process (GO): protein secretion; regulation of exocytosis; protein localization to plasma membrane
Cellular component (GO): endosome; plasma membrane
Molecular function (GO): GTPase activity; GTP binding
Source: RefSeq, a predicted model, not a curated record
AUGGCUGGGACGCGUAAUUAUGACUUUCUGAUCAAGCUGCUGCUGAUCGGAGACUCGGGAGUUGGGAAAUCAUGCUGUCUGCUGCGGUUCAGUGAAGAUUCGUUCACACCGUCCUUUAUCACCACUAUCGGUAUCGACUUCAAGAUCAGGACGAUCGAGCUAGACGGCAAGAGGGUGAAGCUGCAGAUCUGGGAUACCGCUGGGCAGGAGAGAUUCAGAACCAUCACAACCGCUUAUUACAGAGGUGCUAUGGGAAUAUUACUGGUCUACGACGUUACCGAUGAGCGCUCCUUUAACAACAUCCGAACCUGGUUCUCGAACGUUGAGCAACAUGCCACAGAGGGCGUGAACAAGAUCCUUAUCGGAAACAAGUGUGACUGGGAGGACAGACGUGUGGUUUCUACGGAACGGGGGCAGCAACUGGCGGACGAGCUCGGCAUCCCCUUCCUCGAGGUCUCGGCAAAGAGCAAUAUCAACGUUGAGAAAGCGUUCUACAGCUUGGCGUCGGAUAUUAAGAAGCGGAUCAUCGAUACGGCAAAAACAGAUGCGUCGGCGAGCCAGGGUGUCGAUGUUGGAGCACAGGGAAGCGGAAGUGGAGGCAAGUGCUGCUAG